Mercenaria mercenaria is the source of this 936-nucleotide messenger RNA. RefSeq lists its product as uncharacterized. The coding region runs from base 93 to 662 and encodes 189 amino acids. The transcript has 5 exons. Lineage: Eukaryota; Metazoa; Mollusca; Bivalvia; Venerida; Veneridae. The record is from RefSeq and is a predicted model, not a curated record.
CUUAUACAUCUAAUCGCAGGGUUCAGAUUCGCACGUGCAUCCGGGAAGAUGGAGACACAUCUAUAUGCCAAUGGCAGGACGAAGCUGGUGCGAUGAAAUUGAAUGAAAGUUGUAAAAAUGAAAACGUAUGCCCAGGUUGGUCCGACUGGAUUCCAACUGGGAACUGUGACUGCAAAAAUGAAAUUCAGAUGGUCAGAAGACUAUGCAACAAUCCAGCGCCUAUUCAUCCGGAUGUUCUUUGUAUUAACAAAAAUACCGACGAGAUGGAGAGAGAGCAGGAGAGGCAGGAUCCCUGCAACUGUACAGAGGAAGAAAAAAGGGCAAGAGCAAAAACAACAACAACAACAACAACAUCGACAACGACUACCCCACUGCCUACAACGCCACUUCCGUGCUGUGAAGACCUGUACUCCAGUUACGGUGGUGAUAUUGAUUAUGACGAAUUCUUUAACAGCGACCAACCGCCAACAACAACAAGUAAACCACUGACGACAAAGAAAUUAUCGGCUCUUGAACGCCAAUUAUACGAUGAUUACGAUGAAAUGUUUGCCGCCCCACUCUCUGAAGAUAACUGUAGGCCAUGUGGAAAUACAACGGACAGCGAAGGAAACGCCUCUGACGAUUACGAAAAUUACAAUGGCGAUGGCGGUAUUUUCAGUUAGGGGCUAAUAAAUGACUAGUCAGCUUUCUAGAUUAUGGACACUUCCGAUACUUACGACAGUGCAACUUAGUGCGUCUAUCUGCUGGCUGUGUUUCACUACAGUUUUCCAUCACACUAUGUCUAUUGCUGAUUCUUAAAACGGACAAAGAUAUGAAUGUGAUAUUACAAAAUUAGCCAAAACAUAACUUGAACAUUUAGUACCAAAGGCAUUGUUUGACGUUAAGUUCAUUUAUUGUAGAGUUUAAAUAAAAAUGAAAAAAAAGUAAAUAACUCUG